This is a messenger RNA of Amaranthus tricolor (Joseph's coat), 2538 nucleotides long. RefSeq lists its product as uncharacterized. Gene Ontology annotation, molecular function: calcium ion binding. The transcript has 6 exons. The coding region runs from base 532 to 2343 and encodes 603 amino acids. Lineage: Eukaryota; Viridiplantae; Streptophyta; Magnoliopsida; Caryophyllales; Amaranthaceae. The record is from RefSeq and is a predicted model, not a curated record.
UUUGACGUAUUUUAUUUCUCUUGAUCUGAUUUGUCGUAUUAUAUUGAUUAAUCUAAAUAAAAAUACCAAGUAGUUUUUCAAAAUCGAAAAUUACAAUUAGUACGAGAGAGAGUUUGAAUUAGUCACGUCUAGAGUUUUAAAGGAAAAAAAAUAUUGGGGUAAAAGUCAAAUUCAAAGUCGGAUUUCCUUCAGGGUUGGAGUGUCGGAUUUAAAAUAAGGUCCAACUACGAUCCGUUUCUAACUCGGACUCGGAUCGUAAAGUCGGAGUCGGAUAACUUUUCCUCGAACUCGAAUCGGCUUAUUUUUUUCGGAUCGAGUUGAACUAGGGUCGAAUUCUCUGUAUUAACAAAAUCAAUUAUAAUAUGUCAUGAUUAAUACGACAAUAAUUAAAGGUCUCUUUGGAUAAAAGUAAAAUAAUAAACCAAAGUGAAUAAAAACUUGUUUAUAGCCGUUAACAGCUGGACUACAUGUGGUCUGCCCAUAAACGCAGCUCCUUGGUCUCCUCCAAUUAGCCCUUGGAAAAGUAGAGUAAUGGAUUCUGAAGAGUUUAGAAAUGCAUUGAAGGAGUUUAUUAGUACUCCUGAAACUGGUUGUCCAUGGCUUCAUCCGUUUUUAUCUCCUCCCACUGCUUCUUCUGUUGCCUUUGCUUGGCCUUCACCUCGCCUUCAUCAGCCUCCAGGAAAAGAUGAAAACUUGGAAAAUAUUAAUCAUCUCUUCAAUUUAUUUGACAUGAAGGGAGAUGGUCUGAUGAACAUCAACGACUUUAAUGUAUGUAUGUUGAUAUGGGGAGUUCAGAAUGCUGAAUUCGACACACAUGGAAAGAAGGCACUUAAUUUAUCUGAAUUCAUCAAUAUAUUAAGUUCGUUUUCAUUCAAGGUUGGAGAGCCGUUGUGUGAUAUUGCUCUUUAUCGGUUAUUUAAUCAUCAUCCUCGCAAAGAAGCUCUUCAGCAAGCUCACACACACAUGCUCCUCGCUGAAUUUCGAAAAAAUCAUUGGGAAAAAGUGAAGAAGUUAAUUAAUGAGAAGAAAGUGAAGGAUUAUUGGAUGGUUUUUAGCUUAUUUGACAUGAAUGGUGAUGGGCGUCUAACAACGUGUGAUUUUGAAACAUUGAUGCUUAUUUGGGGAUUGUCCCCAAUUGAUGCUGCUGACAUGCUCGACAAGUUUGAUGAAUUAGAAAAUGGAACAAUUGAUUUUUCGGGUUUUUUGACGUUGGUAGACUUGUUAGACAUACAAAUUGGGGAACCACUAUACCAUUUUGCCAUUUUCACUUUGAUCGACUAUCAUCUACAAGUUGCUUUUAUGCCAGAGGCUGAACUAUUAAACUUUUCGGCAAUAAUUCGUAGAAACUUUUGCGGAAGAGAAGAAUGUUUGUUAAUGGAGUACAAUUUAAGAAGUAGCAAGUUUCUUUUCAGCCUUGUUGAUAUGGAUUAUGAUGGAAUUAUCACAGAAACUGAUUAUUAUGUGUUAAAGGAGAUAUGGGCGUUACAUGAUUCCCCAUUAGAUGCUCAGGAGGAGUUCAUUGAUUUUGAGAGCUUUCUUCAGGUAUUUCCUUCAAUUAACCUAUAUGCAGUGGAUAGCCGCAAAGAAGCAUUGAAUUUGCUUGGCUUUCAUGCACGUAACGGAUUACUGCCUCCCAAAGCCAUCUCCCAUGUACGCGAGGUCCUUCAAGAAAAACGUUCUAAAGAAGCCGAGGAGGAAGGCCUUAAGCAUCAUAUACGUUUAACUUUUGAGAUGAACCGCCUAUUUAGCUUACUUGAUUAUGACGAGAAUGACCACCUUAGUACUAAGGAAGUAGAAUUACUUGUAUGUGCUUGCAAGCUCCCUGAAGAUGAAAUAAAGGGUAUUUUACAUAAAGUUGAUUUAACUUGGGGUGGGAGAAUCAAUUUUCAAGGUCUUCUUGUCUUGUUAAAGCCCUUUACCCUUAACCCAUUUAAGAUCAUUGAGAGCCCAUCUGAACUCUUUAAGUUUCUGGAUAGAAACGAAGAUGGUUUCUUAUCUGUAUCGGAUUUUAAGAGGUUUGCUUUGAUCACUGGACAUCAAGUUGCAGACGAAGACAUUCAAGGAUUGAUGCUUAAACUUGAUAUAGAGGGCAAUGGAGAAGUUGGCAGAGAUCAUUUUUGUGGCGCCAUGCAGGAAUAUGAUUUGAUGCCCAACAACUUGGAGCUGAAUAUGAACAAAAUGUCCAUCUUAAACCAUGAUACUACAAAGGAAGUUGCAGAUUAUCAGACAGAAGAAAUUGAGUUUACAAGCUUUUGGGAAUUGGAUGCAAAUGUAGAAGAGGUUCAUAAUUAUAAUUCUACAGAGUUAAAGUGGAUGUCAUUCGUUCUGAAGAUGAAGACAUAACUUAUAAGGCUGAUUCUCAAUAAUUUAUCUUAAAAACAUAAUAACUAAAGUUUCGUUUGUUAUUGGUCUUUAUUUUUCAAUUUAUAGUUUUUUGAAAAAUAAAAACAAAAUUAGAAACCAGAAAAAGUGAUUUUUACUUUUUAGUUAAAUUUUGAAAUUAUCAUUUUCCUAAUAAAUUUGAAUAAUGUCGAUUAA